AGUGCUGCGCAGUAUGCGCCGCAGGAGACGUUUUGCGUCAUGCCGUCAGCAGGAGACGUUUGCUGCGGCGCCACGUGCAGGAAACACAGUCAACAAUAUGGAGCGGCGUGUUUUCAAACUGUAAAACAAACAUUUUAUUGAGUUAUUCGGUCAUAUUCCUUAAGAUGGAAACGGGAGCUAAAUUAAUUGUCAGAGCUAAAACUCCGAAACCAAAGGUGGCAGUAAUUCAUCGAAAAGACGGAUGUCAACCAACAAGAAGGAGAGGACCGUAGUAAAUAUUGCUUAAUGCACAGAUAGACUAUUUAUACCUGCUGUUUAAUGUACACACAGGGCCUUGAAGGUGACUUAUGAAGUGUACAUGUGGGACAGCUGAAGACGAUAUGCAGCGAGAAGUAAAAACGGCAACAACACCAGUGUAAGAAAAGUGAUACAGAGCAGUCAUGUGGAGAACAUCACUGAGUUCAGGAUUCAGAUGUUUUGGAUUCAGGAGAUUUGAAAGAAAGGUAAGAUUUAUUUCAUGAGCUUUGGAGUUGCACGGUAACACUAAAUGGACUAUUAAGAAAUCUCGGACCCUCAUUGGUUUCUCUGUAACACGAAUCCACUUUUGUUUUACAAUAUGCAGACUACAGUGGAACAACGUACAAUGGAAUCUACCGAAAAAAAAAAAAGAACAGAAACAGAAGCCUGCUGCAAUUAAAAAAAUAAAAGGUGCAUAUAAAAAAAAGGCCACAGCGGAAGUUAACAAUGCAAAAAAAGUGGAAAUGAAAAACAAAAAAAGUUACUUACUGCGAAAAUAAAAGGAUGCAAAUAAAAAAAGCCACAACGGAACUGAGCUGCCAGGGACCAAUAAUGAUGAUGCACCUGUGUUUUACGAACUAGGCACAGAAGACAAUGGCGAGAAGACGAGCAAAGAAGUUAGUGGAAGUAAGCCAUGUAGGGCCUGAGUCGAUAUGAAGUUGAUCUGGAGGAUGCCGGUGUAGUGUUAGCUUCAGUUUAACUCAGUAUCGACUCAGGCGCAACAUGGUCUAACCAAGUGACACAUUGAAAAGCACACAAAGCGAAAUUAAACAAUAAGCUUUCCACUAACCUCUUUGCUCGUCUUCUUGCUGUCGUCUUCUGUGCCAAGAUCAUAAAACACCAUCGAUCAUCCUCAAUGGUCCCUGGCAUCUCACUGCAAUUGUGGCUUUUUUAUUCACAUCCUUUUAUUUUUGCAGUGAGAACCUUUCUUUUACCAUCUCCACUUUUUUUUGCAUAGUCAACUUCCAUUGUGGCCGUUUUUUUUUUUUUUAUCUGCACCAUUUCUUUUUUUAUUUGCAGCGGGCUUCGGUUUCUUUUUUUGCAUCAGUAACCUUCGUUGUGACUUCUUUUUUUUUUUUUUUGCAUUCUUCUUUUAUUUGCAGCAGUGGCGGUUCUUGGCCACCGUACUAACUUGGCAUUUUUGUUUUUCAAAGUUUUGUACUGAAAAACUAAGAUUUUAAUUUGAAACUGAGGGUUUGAUUUGAGGGUGCCACCAAUGACACACCUCACAGACCUCAAUUACAGUUUAUUUUUAUUUCAGAAUAUGUACUAUUUCUUCAUAAAAUACAAUUUAACAUUCUUAUUAUUUAAACUUAAAACAAAAAAAUAGUAAACCGAUAACUAAUGACUUUCCUUAAGCAGGCAAACUGAGAGCUGAUGAAUCAUUAGACAUUCAUCUUGAGUGUAAUCAGUCAUUGGUGUCUGAGGAUUUAGUCAAAGUUAUAAAACAGUUUCAAAUUUGCUCCUCAGCUUCUCCAAGAUGAUGGAGAUUACCUCUGAGGGAAAAUCUCUGAGGGCUUCAAAAACUGCACAGUGAUAAUUUUGUGUUACGUUUUAAUUAUAACUUAAUUAAUGAAAAUGCAUCCAGGGAAUUGCAGUCUCCCAUGUAGUACGAAGAUGCAGCACUCCAGCCUUACCUACGAGCAGGAUCACUGCACUGCAGGCAGCAGAUGUAUGGAAGAAACACUUUGAAGAAAUGGCUGUGACAGAGCCUGACCUCUCCAGUUAUUACAUCACUGCUUAUCUGCUUGGAGCUAAAACUGUGAGUUGAAAUCUACUGUGUGUAUUCCUCAUUGCAUGACAUGAUGUCUGAAUACGCUACAUCACAUUAACUAUCUGUUCCUCUUUCGUGGCCUAUUUUUAUCCAGAUUGAAAGUGUAGAACAGGGGAAGUUAACAGAGUUUCUCAGCCAAGAAAAAACUGAGCAGAUGUGGAAGCUCUGCACCAGACGCCUGUCUGGGUAUUACAUUUCCUCAUAUUAACACAUGCUCACAUGGUGCUUUCUUACCAAAUAUUCAUCAAGGAUUGUGUUUGUUGCAGAAUGCCUGUGCAGUAUAUAAUCGAGGAGUGGGACUUCAGAGAUUUGACACUGAAAAUGAGACCUCCUGUGUUCAUACCAAGACCCGAAACUGAGGUUGAAGAAAAUCAGACAUCAUAUUCAGUUUACAGACAAAUUCCAAGAGCCAGUCUUGUGUAAUCAGAUCACUGUGUCUGUGUUGUUGCAGGAGUUGGUUGAACUUGUGCUCGCUGACUUGGAGAAGAAGUCAGGGAGUGGAGCCUCUUGCAAUGCCCAGCUAACAUGCUUGGAAGUGGGAUGUGGUUCUGGUGCCAUUUCUCUUAGUCUACUUAAGAGUCUACCGCAGGUGAGGGUUUAGAUUAUUCUAUGUUUCAGUCUCAGGCUAAAAUACACAAGUUAACAAGCAAAGGAUGUAUCACCAUUACGUUGUCAUCGGAGGGAAGCCCAGAUGGCCCGGCCACUUCCACCAGCUCCUCCGGGGGAUUCCCAGGCCAGGAGAGAUAUAAUCCCUCCACCUGGUCCUGGGCCGGCCAUGAGGUCUCCUCCCGGUAGGACAUGUCUGGAACACCUCUAACAGGAGGCGUCCAGAAGGCAUCCUAACCAGAUUCCCGAGCCACCUCAGCUGACUCCUCUCGACGUGGAGGAGCAGCGGUUCUACUCUAAGCGCCUCCCGAGUGCCUGAGCUCCUUACUGUAUCUCUGUAUCCCGGCCACCCUGCGAAGGAAACCCAUUUCGGCUGCCUGUAUCCGCGAUCUUGUUCUUUCGGUCAUUACCCAAGGUUCAUGACCACAGGUGAGGGUCGGCACGUAGAUCGACCGGUAAAUUGAGAGUCUCGCCUUACGGCUCAGCUCUUUCUUCACCACGACAGAUCGAUUAAGCGUCUGCAUCACUGCUGACAUAGCUCCGAUCUGCCUGUCGAUCUCCUGCUCCAUCCUACCCUCACUCAUGAACAAGAUCCCGAGAUACUUGAACUCCUCCACUUGAGGCAGGACUUGGAGAAGGCAAACCUUUUUCCGACUGAGGACCAUGGCCUCAGACUUGGAGGUGCUGAUUCGCAUCCCAGCCGCUUCACACUCGGCCGCGAACCGCCCCAGCAAGAGCUGAAGGUCACUGCUCGACGAAGCUAGAAGAACCACAUCAUCCGCAAAGUAUCACCAUUACAUGUGGCUGAUAUCCUUAAAUCUAGACCUGCUUACUUUGAUGGAUCACCGACUUCCCACAAAGCACCAGCAGUUGACGUUUACAGUGAGAUACAGUAUAUUGGGACCAAAUUUUGGAUGGACAUUCAUUGUCCUCAGGUGAUUCACAAUGCCUACCAUAAUGUUGACUUUUUUGGGCAACCUUUGUAAUAAUUUUAGUGCAACGACAUUGGUCCCCUCCCCCACAACAUCAUUGGUAAUCACCUAAAAUUUCUUUUGGCAACCCAAAAUUAUCCUGACAUAUCAGAUUUAUUUUUCCAUUUCCAUCAGGAAAGCAGGAAAUGAUAAAUGUUAGGAGUUGUCUGCAUUUAAAUCAGUUACAGGCUUCUACACAGCAUGACAACAAGACAGAAAUUCCCACCGUGAGUGUGAUGGUAGGGAAAAAUGUGCAUCAUGUGAAUGUGGUGAUUUGUCAUAUUCAAGUGAAUUACUAACAGCAGUUUGAAAUGCUGUUUGUCUUCCUUCCUCCAGCUGAAAGCCAUCGCUGUGGACCAAAGCCGAGAUGCUGUAAAUUUAACACAACAAAAUGCAUCAAGGUAAUUUUAGAAGUUUUUUUUUUUUUGUACUUUUAGUUAUUCACUGAUUUUACUGGUGGCAUCAACUAGAGGAUAAAGUCUGAAGAUUAACAGAUGAUAAAGAGGCUGCCAGUCAGAUCUCCCCUGGAGAGUAGAUUAGCAGCCUUCCCUCCUGAUUAUCAUGUUUUAAAUCUCAGUUUAAAACCACAUUUUUAAAGAUAGGCUUUUGCAGGAGAUGUUAUCUGAGCACGUUUUAAUCCUUAAGACUCUGCUUUUAUUCCAAACUGAUGUGGUUUAACAGGCAGGAUCUUCUAUCUAUGUCAUUUUUAUCCCUCUGACAUUGUUUUAUUUCUUUUUAUCUAUUCUCCUCUCCCAUCCUUUUUUUUACAAUCUUCUGUUUUUCUCUGUUUGUCCUUUUUCUUAUCAUUUGUAACUCUGUUUUGAAAGGUGCGCUAAAGAUAAAGUCGUUCAUAAUGAUUACCAUAUUGCUAUAAUAAAAACAUUCUUCUGUACAGGUUGGGACUUCAGGACAGAUUACAGGUUCAUCAUUUAGAUGUAAUAAAAGGUAAGUGUCAUGCAGUGUUGUUCUUACUUAAUAACACACAUAAAAUCACUGUUGAUAUGCGAAUUGUUCAAACUUGUGUGAUGCAUUUCAGAUACCAAAGCUGUGUUGAACCUCUGUGAACCAGUUUCGUUUUUGGUCAGUAACCCUCCAUACCUGUUCUCAGAGGAUUUGACUUCACUGCAACCUGAAAUACACAGGUGAGUCAAAUUCACUGUCACUUUUUAAAACUAGGAUUUCUAUUUCUAUUUGACGUAUAAACCAGAGACAUACAAAUAAAUUAAAUCAUGAAAAAAGGUCAAACAAAAACAAAACUCAUGUCUUUACAUUUUUAAUGCAGUUCUUGGUUUUAUUAUGUAACUGUUUUAUUUUUCUUUGAGAGAGAGAAAAAAGUAGAGCACAUCCCCGAGCAGGGAUCGCUGGUGUAUUCAAUUUUUUUUAUCACUGACGUGAGCCAAAUGCGUCAUUGGUUUAAAUAUUUGAUGGAUAAUGGGUAACAAAAUGAAAAAUUACAUAAUAGGCACUUAUUCAAUAUUACAGUUGAGGGAUUCAUUAAGAGUUCUUGCACAUUCACUGAAAUGUGGAUUCAAAAUGUUGAAAGACAGUUUGGCCCUGAAAUUUAAACUGUAACUGUUUGGAAAGGAGAUUUAAAUCCAAGAACUGUGAAAAUUUAUCGUAAAAAAAAUAUGUUUGCUCUAUUCUAUUCUAUUCUAUUCUAUUCUAUUCUUUUAUAUUUUACUAUAUUCUAACCUUUUCUGUUCUAUCUCUUCUGUUUAAUUCUGUUCAAUUCCGUUCUGUUUUAUUCCAAUUCACUCUAUUUGUUCUGUUCUGUUCUAUUCUAAUUUACUCUGUUAUUUCUGUUCUAUUCUGUUUUAUUCUAGUCUAUUGUGUUACAAUGCCGUUUAGCAGAGGCUUUUAUCCAAAGCCACAAACAUUUCAGAGCAAGAACAAUAGAAGCAAAUAUCUAGACAUGAAGAAACAAGAUCAGUUAGUGCCACAAAGUGCUUCAAGUCCAUUGGGCGCAGGUUCUACCUAGCAGCGUGAAAGGCAAUACACAAAGUGUAAGAAGGAUGUUUAGUUUUUAUUGUUCUUGAUAAACAUCAGCAAUGAAGCAACCAAUCGUCGACGUAGGAUAUUUCAUCAUCACCACCGAUUAAAUUGUCUUCGCAACAAAAGUUACCAAAGUAGCAAGUACUGGGUCACUUACAGAGAGCUGGGUACAAAAAUCCCAGAAGUAGAGCAGGACUCUUCUCUUCUCUUCUCUUCUCUUCUCUUCUCUUCUCUUCUCUUCUCUUCUCUUCUCUUCUCUUCUCUUCUCUUCUCUUCUCUUCUCUCCUCUCCUCUCCUCUCCUCUCCUCUUCCCCCCUGCCCUGCCCUCUCCUGCCCUGCCCUGUCCUAUUGUAUUCUAUUUAAUCAAAGCAUUACACAAUUACUACUCAACACUAUCUUGCCCAUAGCGUUAAAAUUCUACGAUUGUGAGAAGAAUUGUUUCGGGCCAACUUUGUUAACUGUGUAAUAGAUAAAUCUGAUAAUGUAUUUUCAUUUUUUUCUCCUAUCAAAAAUCAUAAAUUGUAUGUGCUACAAACCAUUUCAUUACUCUGUAAGUAUGGCACAUGAAGCCUGAAGAGGGUGUAAAAGUGAAGUAAUAAUUUUAAAAGUUAAGACAAAAAAAAUCAACCAAACUGAAUUAAACAUUAGUUUUAAAUCACGAGCUUGAAAAUGUUUAAAAACUGCACCUAUAUAUUCAGAUUCCUUGGAAAUAUGACUUUUUAUAGUAACAUAGGAUCAACUGGAUUUAUUAAUGAAAGUGAAAUAUGAAUUUCUGUCCAGGUUUGAAGAUCCCGCUGCUUUCGAUGGAGGCAAAGAUGGCCUCAAAGUGAUCAAACAGAUUUUGACUAUGGCUCCACAGAUUCUAUUAAAUCAUGGGUGAGAAACCUUUCACGCAACAUAAGCACACACACACAAACCCACACACCCACACACCCACCUGGGUUUAAUUCCAAACGGCGGCGACGGCUUGUUAUAGGAACAGCAUGUUCUGAAAAACACAGUGUCAUGUUUCUUCUUUAAUGAGUUAAGCUUUAAAAGACUUGGAGUGAAAACAGUUCCAGACAUGAGCCACUGCUCUUCUCAAAAUUACCUCUGAUAAUCCUGCCCCUGCAUAUCAUUCUAUUCUUCUUUAUCUAUUUUGUGUCCUUUUCCUUGUGAAUAACAGGCAUGUCUAUUUGGAGGUAGACCCCAGACACCCCCUGCUUCUUCAGCAAUGGGUGGAGGCAAAUGUGGAGGACAUGCAUUAUAUGGAGACACAGCAGGACAUCAACGGCAGGUCUGUCCAAGGAAGCUCUUUGCCUGUAUUCGGCCGUCUCUUUGUCAUUCUUCAACCAUCUGUGAUUUCAUAUUAAAGUGGGCACAACACUGUCUCUAUGAUUAAAAAAGCUGCGCUACAGAUUCAGAGUCCAGGCACAAAAUAAGAGCCUGAAUUUCUAUCUUUUUAACACGGCAACUCAAAAUUUAUCAUACGUUUUUCUUUCUGUGUGUGUGUUUUUAGGGCGCGAUUCUGCAUCCUUCGGAAAGACAAGUCAAACAAGGACCGCGAGCUUGAUCUGGACUGAGAAAUUGAGAUCCUAUUACGCUGGCUUUAGCACAGGUUGCCACGGCCUCCUCUCCCCUACCCCCCCCCCCUUGAGCUGCCGAGCACGCACUUGCACUGAUACUCUCUCUCCCUCGCUCUCUCUCUCUCAAAAGUCCCAGUUUACUGCAGCUCAAAUGAUUUACACAUCAGUAUUGCACUUUUAAUCUGUUAACAUUUGUGAUCACAUCCUGCCGCAUGAUAAAAAAAAAUAAAUCUGUACGAGAUGGCUAAAAAGCAGGCUCAAAGCUGAAGGUAAUUACCGAGGCUUUUCUUAGAACCCUCCCUCCCAGAAUCUCUCCCUCCUCCCGGGAAGCACUCAGUAGUUCUGUGAAUCCGCUGAUGAACGGUCCUCCCCUUCACUUGUCCACUAGCUGACUCAGAUGCAGGCUGUGUAUGCAUUGUUGAGCAAAAACCACACACACACACACACACACACACACACACACAAUGUGGCCUUCAGUUCUUCGCUCAGUCUGGGUCUCUCAUUCACUUAAAGCUCAAAGGCCACCAAGUCUUUGUGUUUCAAAGGUGAUUGAAGGCGCAAAUAUUUCGUAACAAAGUGUCACAAGAGCAGCUGUCAUGUGCCAGUUAGUAAUGAUGAUUAUGACAGAUUUUCUCUAGACGCUGUGAGUAAUGCUGCGAUCUUAAACGACACCGGAAUAAAGAUAGAAGACACACAAAAGUGAGACUCCAGUUGGUUAUUUUAAUAGAAAAUGUACACAUGUAAAAGGUAGAAAAAUGUCUUACUGAGAAAAAUAAAAUGGCGUAAAAGAUGA
This is a messenger RNA of Xyrichtys novacula (pearly razorfish), 7998 nucleotides long. The record is from the annotation of a GenBank genome assembly. Lineage: Eukaryota; Metazoa; Chordata; Actinopteri; Labriformes; Labridae.